This is a messenger RNA of Scylla paramamosain (green mud crab), 13705 nucleotides long. RefSeq lists its product as uncharacterized. Gene Ontology annotation, molecular function: RNA polymerase II cis-regulatory region sequence-specific DNA binding; DNA-binding transcription activator activity, RNA polymerase II-specific. Gene Ontology annotation, cellular component: nucleus. Lineage: Eukaryota; Metazoa; Arthropoda; Malacostraca; Decapoda; Portunidae. The record is from RefSeq and is a predicted model, not a curated record. Gene Ontology annotation, biological process: regulation of transcription by RNA polymerase II. Bases 462 to 8180 code for a protein of 2572 amino acids. The transcript has 19 exons.
GGGAGCGGAGACAAGACACAACACCAAGAUUUGUGAAGUGCCAAAUACUUGUUAUGAAAGCCAUUUUCCCAUUCACUCCCUGAUUGAUUGGCCGUUUUACCUGUGCUGUAUGGGGACUGGGGGUCACUAAUUACCGUGUGAGGUGUAUUAGGCGGUGAAAUUAAUGGAAAUAAGUCCAUGUGGAGGGGGACAGAGGCACCGGGUCGUGUUGACAUCGUGGGGUAAUUUGUCCCUAAUAACAAGCUCAUUUAUCACCGCUAUUGCUCUUUACUAUCAUGUUGUAAAUGCCUGUUAGUGUCCCACAAGUGUGUGUCCAUUCAAGAAACCCCCGUGACUGCUGUAAUGAGGCGACCACGCAGUGAAAUAAGAAUGGAACGAGGGUGUGCAGUUGUGAGUGGGAGGGGUGAGUGAGGCCGUGUGAGGGAUGCAAGAGAGAUGAAACACCACCUGACGCGUCCCUUAUGAGGAAGAGAAGAGGGAGGAAGAGGCCGAGAAUGGACACCCCACUGGCUACAGAAAUUUCUGCCGAUUUGGACGACGCUGAAGACAGGAAGGAAAAUGGAGAUAAAGAGGAAGAAGAAAAGGGAGAAGGAGGAAGAGAAGAUGUGGAGGAAAAGGAAGAGGAGGAGAAAGAGGAGGAGGAGGAGGAGAGUGUAAAUGGUGUUGAUGUGAUUUUAGAAGAUGCUGUGUCUGCUACUACUACUAUUGCUACAACAACUACUACUACUUCUACAGCUACUACUACUAUCUCUACAACUACUAUGCCCCUUACUACUACUACUACUACUACUACUUCUAGUGUUCUAUCUACAUCAUCACCACCACCAUCACCAUCACUGCCACUAUCACCACCACUACCACCUCCACUAUCCUCAUCACUAUCAUCUGAGUCACAACCAUUGCCCUCAUCACCAUCACCACCACCACCACAGAAGUUAGUGGAGUCAUCAUCACAUCAGUCACCACCACCAUCACCACUUCAUCUUCCAGCAUCACCAGUACAAUCAUCACAAUCAUUACCACUACCCCAACAAUCACCACCACAAUCACCACCAUCCACCGCCAUCACCACACCACAGUUACAAUCACCACGUUCAACUACAACACCACCACCACAAUCACCGCAGUCUACUACCACACCACCACCACAAUCAUCACCACUUCCUCCUCCAACCACACCACCACCUUUACAAUCACCAUGCUCACCACAAUCACCAACUCCCACCACACCUCCACAGUCACCACCACCACCUACCACACCACCACAGUCACCACCACCUCCUACCACACCACCACAAUCACCACCUCCUACCAGCACACCAUCACCACAGUCACCGUCACCCACCACCACCACCGCCACCACCUCCACCACCACCCUGCCACCUGGACUGACGCAAGAGGCCGUGGUGGCACAACUGAACCAGCUGCAGCAGACGGUGGUGUCCCACAUCCUGCAGUAUCAAGCAGGCAUCAUUGCUCAGUUCCAGCAGAUUCAACAGCAAAUGUUAUCCCAGCUGAGCAGUACCACCACCACCACAACCACCACCACCACCACCGCAGCUAUCACUCAGCCCCAGAGCCCAUCCCAAGCCAUCACCGGCACCACCACCUCCACUACCACCACCCUGGCCUCUUUACAGACCCCCAUCCCCAUCACCACUGCUGCUGCCACCCCAGCCACUGCCACACCACCGCCGCCUUACUCAGACAGGGUGAUGCGGAAGAGGAAGGUGUCCAGCAUCAUUGCAAAGGAAGAUCCACCUCAAGGGAGGGAAGUUCACAUGAAGAGGAAGAGAACUGCCUUUAAUGAGAAGCAAUACAAAGUGCUGGAGACCACGUUCGAGCACAACAACUUCCCCGAACCGAUAGACCAGCACUGCAUUGCCCUCCGCAUCAAGACGCCGUACCGCAGCAUUAAAAUGUGGUUCCAGAACAGACGAGCCAGCGUGCGGAAGAGACUCACGCCACAGGAGAAGGGUGCCCCCAACCAGGACAGCCGACCCAUCAAGAACGCCAGCGACCCGGACGCCCGCUGGUACUGCUCCCUCUGCCCCUCCACCUUCAUUGCCAAGAAGUUCCUGGACAACCACCGGGAGGCUCACAAGCAGGAGACGCUGUACUGCCCGGACUGCCACCUGGGCUUCACCCACAAGGUGCUGCUGGACACCCACCGCAUCUCCAAGUGUUCCUCCAAGACUGGCAUUGACCUCACCCACCUCAAGGACGAGGCUAUCGACCCGCCACCACCGCUGCAGAGCCUGCCGCACCGCCGCUCCCUCAGGAUCAAGGAGGAGAUCGCCACCCCAUCACCACAGCAGCAGCAGCAGCAGCAGCCUGCAGCCACAGCCACAGCCACAGCCACACCCACCACAGCUGUGGUGCAGCAAGGCUUCUCCCUCCAGGCUGGCCUCCCUCUCCUUCUCCUCCAGAAGCUGCAGAAGCAGCAGGAGCAGCAGCAGGAGACUACAGCACCAGUGGCAGCAUCUGCUGGGUCCUCCCCACCCCCUCUGGUGCAGGCCAACCCUCUGCUCUUGCAGCAACAGCAGCAGCAGCAGCGGCUGAUCCAGCAGCUACUGUUGGCACAGCUGCAGCAGGCCAAGGAGGGGCAGCAGAGUGUGGUGGUGAAGCAGGAACAACAGCAGGAGGAGGACAAGGAGGAGCAGCAGCACCACAAGGGGAUGGAGGAGGAUGGGGGGCUGGUGGAGCAGCGCGCCAUCAAGGAGGAGAUCCACAUCAAGGAGGAGGCGCACGAGGUGGAGCAUGAUACCCACGAGGAGAUGGACACCGGGGGAGGAGGAGGAGGAGGAGACGAGGGAAGAGCGGAGGAAUCUCCCCACUCCCCCUCCUCCUCCUCCUCCACCAGCACCACCACCAUCACCUACUCUGAGCAGCUCAAGCAGACCAUCCAGCAGCAGAUCCAGCAGAUCCAGCAGAACCAGCUGCACCUCAAGUUGCAACAGAUCCAACAGAAACAGAAGGAGCUUCAGCAGCAGCAGCAAGGCUCCAGCAGUGCCACAGAGGACUCCCCCAAGAACACCCACACGCUGGUGGCCCUGGGGUCGGGCGGCAGCCACGGCCAGGAGCCGCGCAUCAGGGUGAAGGAGGAGCUGCAGGAGGGCGGCAGUGGCGGUGGUGGUGCAUGCAAGGAGCCCCUCACCCUGCAGGACCAGAUCUCCUCCAUUCUGAAGAACCACGGCCUCAAGUCCCCCUGGCGCACUGCCUCACCCCCUGUGAAGGGCGAGCCUGGCCAGGGGGAGGGGGACAAGGGUCCCCAGCAGGAACGGGAGUCCAUGCAGGAGCAGAUCCAGGCCAUCCUCCGCCACCAGCAGGAGCAGCGCCGCAAGAUGGAGAAGGCUGGUGAUGAGAACGUGUCAGAGGAGACAGCCAUCAACAGCAUCAAGCGUUGCCGGCGCAGGACCACAGUGUUCAAUGAGGUUCAGCUGCGCACUCUGUACCUCCACUUCACGUACUGCAACUUCCCUGACCCCUCCAUGUUCAAGAUCAUCGGCAGCCUCACCAAGCUGGAGCCGCAGGUCAUCAAGAUUUGGUUCCAGAAUGAGCGGUCCAGGCAGAGGAAGAGAGCUGCCCACUUCCUUGAUGAAGUCAACUCCAAGGAGAAGCCGUACAAGUGCCGUGACUGUGGCAUGUCCUUCGCCAUGCUGACGUUCCUGGUGAAGCACAGCAUGCGGCACAGCGGGGAGACAGAUGCUGCCGCUGCUGCAAGGGAGGGUGCAGUGCGCACGUGCCCGCUGUGCCUGCAGAAGUGGAACCGUGAGGUGUUUGCGUCACACCUCAAGAGUCGCCACAACGUGAACUGGUCGCUGGUGGAGGAGCGUGCCGGCGGGUCCCUCACCUGCCACUUGUGCUCCAAGCAGUUCCCAGACCAGGACAGCCUGAUGGUGCACAAGCACCGCCACCUGGACGAGGACCAUGGGGUGCCUCCGCAGUGCCGGCAGUGCAAGACGACCUUUGUGAAUGCAGUGUGCCUGGAGGCACACAUGGAGACCCACCAACAAGAGUGGACCUUCCUGUGCACACUGUGUGAUGCACCCUUCCCUGAUAAAGUGCUGCUGGCCUCCCACCACAUGGGGCAUGGCAUGCCCCUGGCUGUGGUGAGCACCCUGGACCGGUCCCGCUCCCAGCUGCAGCACACCUCUGUCAGGAAGCUGCAGGCCCGUGGCCGCCGCCCCAACCAGGCUGCCUCCCCCACCACUGCUGCUGCCAACAGCGAGGGCUCCCCUGAGCCAGAGUCUGCCACCCCCACCAGUCCCUCUUCCACCCUUAAGUCUGCCUCCCCCCCCAACACCUCUGCCCCAGACACCCCAGCAGUGUCCACCUCCCAGGUGGUGCAGUCAUCGGCCAUCUUGGCCACGCCGCAGGGGGUGGGCGCCCUGCCCCUCACCCCACCAUCCUCUUCAGGGCCAGUGAGCUAUGUCAAGCUGAUCCCCAUCCAGCUCAUCCCUGUCAACAAUGCCAGCGGGGCGGGGCAGAAGGGGUCCAGCGGUGCCCCAGGGAGCCUCACCGGGGCCACCACCACCUUCAUCUCCGUGCCGGUGUCCCUGAAGGGUGCCGGGGACACGGCCACACCUGUGUCCGGCGCGUCAUCCAUUGUGAACUACCUGGUGGAGGCGCCACCCGCCACACUCAAGCCAGGGGAGAGGCACCGGGCCAAGGCGUUGCCCAACCUUAUUCCCAUUGGGGCUGGCCCCACCCCCACCACCCUGCCUCUCAAGGAGAAGAACACCCCUGAGGCACGCAGUCCCCCUGCCCCCCUCAAGGGCCGCCCUGUCCUCAGGGAUGGCAGGAAUGGCCUCAACACAGAGAACAAGGCCACAGACCACGACGGCCAGGAGGCUGAGGCGCAGGUCAACGAGGGAGGCAAGGGGGACACCUGGACGCCCCAGGACCCCCCUCCACCAACACACCAGAUCGCGGGCAAGAAGAGGUACGUGCCCAUCCUGCCUAUGAUCCCCCUGCCAGACACCCCCCCUCACUCCUCCACGCCCCCUGUCACGCCGCCCACCAGCCAGCACCUCAGGCAAUCCCGCAUGGUCUCCACCAAGCGACCCUGGCAGGGGUACGACCGUGGUGGCUACAAGCGCCGCCGCACACCGACCUACUUCACGGGCAGCCAGAGGGAGGUGCUGGAGGUCCACUUUGAGUACAACAACUUCCCUGAGCCAGUGGAGCAGCUGGCCAUUGCAAGUCAGCUGGGCGUGGACUACCCUGUGGUGAAGACCUGGUUCCAAAACACCAGGAAGAACAUGAGGAAGCAGCUCAAGGAGGAAGCCAAUUAUGACCAGGAUGGCCCAUUCCACUGUCACAAGUGUGGUGUUGCCUUCAUCACCCGCUCGGCCCUCACUGCACACUGUGACCGCCACCGCGACAAGACCAGCUUCUUCUGUGGCGAGUGUUGGAUGUACUUCACCCACCCGGCUGUCUUCAACACCCACCUCAUGAGCCAUGCGGGUAAAUUCGGAGACAAAAAGAAGAAGCCCUUGAGUUGUGAGGAAGAGGAAGAGGAAGAAGAUGAAGAGGAGGAGGGAGGAGGUAGCCAGAUGGAAGGUGAUGAAGAGGAAGAUGAGGAGGAGGAGGAAGAGGAAGAGGAGAAUGAGAGACGAAUAAAACGGAAGAAAGGAAAAGAUGGGGAGAAAGAAGAGGAGGAGGAGGAGGAGGAGGAGGAGGGAGACUGGAAGAACGAAAACAGUCGAGAAAUUACCGUAGAAUCCAAAAAAGAAGAGAGAAGAAGAAGAAGAAGAAGAAGAAAAGUAGAUGAAAACAAAACAGAUUCUCAGGAGGAGGAAGAGGAUGAGGAUGAAGAUGAGGAUGUGAAUAUAGAGCAACUGGAUGAGGAAGAUGAGGAAGAGGAGGAAGAGGAGGAGGAGGAGGAGAAGGAAGACGACUUGGAGGACUACCACUCCAUCAUGCCAGUGGAGUGUAUCCUUGACGAGCAGUCCGAGGAGGAGAUCGACAUUGGAACACCCAGCAGCACAGAAUCCCCUGGUCACAAAUGCCCUUCCUGUGAUGAGAGCUUUGCGUCGCUCAUCUCCCUGAAGGAACACACGUCCCUGCACUGCUCACAGAGGCGGCGGCGGCGGCGGCGGUCCACCUCCCCUCCAUUCGUGGCCGCCUGCACCACCACAACGCACCUCAACACCUCUGGGGAGCCACGCCGUGAGUUCUGCAGCUCCAUACGUUGCUUUGAGUGCCGGUCACUAUUCCCGGACCGCCAGUCGUUCAUGCACCACUUCACCGUGACGCGCUGCAGUCUGAACCGGCAGCGUAUCGAGUACACCGAGGAGGAGCAGAGCAUCCUGGCCACUCACUACAGGGAGAACAACUUCCCCAUGCCGGCUGAGAUGAGUUUGCUGGCCAAGCGGCUUGGCGUGCGCUACCGACAGAUCAUGCACUGGUUCCAGAACAGGCGUAGCAAGGAACGCAAGCAGCAGAGGGAGAACAAGAACCCGCCCGUGGAGUGUGUGGAGUGCAAAUCAACCUUCGUGACAGAGCAGAACCUGAAGAGCCACCAGGCAGCAGUGCACGGUGAGGCCAAGGAGAGCGCGGUGCAGGAGUUCCCCUGCACCGCGCCGGGCUGUGACGCCUCCUUCACCAACGAGGACCUGCUGGUGACACACAGACUGGCCCACCUGCCCGAGUCUGAGGGAAAUGGCAUGGGCAGCAGUCGCCUAACAAUCCUGGGACCAAAGCCACAGUGGAAGAACUUCACAGUGACAGUGUUAGAGGCUCACUACAGUGACAACAACUUCCCAGAGCCUAUGGACAUUGGCUACAUAGCACGGCGCCUUGAUGUGGACCCCCUGCAUAUACACAUGUGGUUCAAGGAGCGAAGGAACCAGCACAUCCGGAAGCUGGAGGAGAGUGGCCGGGUGGUGGUGGAGGGUGGCCUGGCGGUGAGCAGUCAGCGUGCCCUCAGCCGAGUCUGCAACACCUGCGACGCCGCCUUCAUCUGCCAGACUGACCUGGACACACACUCCGAGAUGCACAAGUCAUCGUGGGCACAGAAGUGUAACAUGUGCAGCAAAGAGUUUAGCAACGUCAUCGCGCUGGAGACUCACUGGAUCAGGCAUGGGGUGGAGUUCAUGGGGGAGGCGGGGGAGGGCACCAAGCAGGAGGCCACCACCACUGCCGCCACCACCACCGCUUCCACUACUACCACCACCACCACUGCGGCACCACCACCAUCACUGCCGGCACCUGAGAGGAUGGCCAAAGCUUCCUUCUCUGGAUUGCAGUUAAAGGUGCUGGAUGGCCACUACCAGCAAAAUCACUUCCCUGGAGCAGCCGAGGUGUGGCUGGUGGCCCGCCGCCUGGGGCUGCGACCAAGGCAGGUCACACACUGGUUCCAGAAUCGCCGCGGACGAGAGCGCCGUGCCCACAAGGUCACCACGCCGGCGUCACACCCAUGCCUAUGGUGUGGCGCGGCCUUCAUCACGCCACCUGCCCUCCGCCGCCACCGUCGCCACCACCGCAACACUGCAGCGCGUCAUGCCUGUGCCCAGUGCUCUGCUGUGUUCCUGACGGCAAUGCUGCUGGAGACGCACUCUCUCCUUCACCAGACAUCGCCACACAGCCGCUCCACCUCGCCCUCCCAGCGCCCACCAGACUCCAGCCGGGACCCACUGGCCGUGGGACAGGUGCGCCCUGGCACACUGCCUGCACCGUCCGACACAGACGAGUCAGACGGCAGUGAACCAGAGCUGAGCAUUGACCUGACCGCCACGCCAGCUGCAGAGGAGGGCCAGGGCGAGGCAGGCACGGCUGGCACUCACCCGGCACCCAGCUGGCACACCCCCCAGCCCGUCAUGGAGGAGGUGGACGAGGAGAUGGUGGAGAUGCUGCGUCACGCCGGCAUUGAGGUGACGGACGAGAGUCUGGCCGGCAAAGAGUCACCUGCAAGUAAGGACAAAGCAGCCAGCAAGGUGGAUGAGUCUGGUGAAGUGGGUGAGUCGGGUGAGGUGCGGGGGCAGGAGUUCACGCUGACGGAGGAAGAGGCGUCGGCUUCCUUGGAGAAGGAUGUGAUAUGUGAGCAGGUGUUCUUCGAUGACCACACCGACUCUGAGGACGACUCAGAGGAGGAGGAGCCCAGGCUGAAAAUUGUGAGUGCCUACACCAUAUCACCAUCAGAGAGUGACAAGGCCCGAGCCAGCGAGGCACAAUGAGGCCAGCCAGUGCCACUCCAAGCCCCCAUAAUGCAAUACUCCACAUCUGUUUAGUGGAAACUUACAAAACUCGUAAGAGGAAACUUCUGAAGCUGUUAUGAAUGUCUGAGAGGGUCAAGGAGGCUAUUGAAAGCUGUUGAAUGCUGUGGCGUUAGCAGCAAAGCAGUUCUGAAGCUGUGUGAAGCUGUGCAACAAGCUUUAGUGGCAACAUCAGGUGGUGUGUGUCUGUAUGAAGCUAGAGAUUUGUUAGAGAGCUUUUUUUUUACUAAGGAGUGUGGUGAGGCUGUUAUCGGAAUGGUGAAGGAUAGUCUUAAUGUGUAGUGAGGCUGUGGUGGUGGUGAUGGUGGUGGUGGUGAGCUGCUGGUGUUGCCUACCCUGCCCUGCCCUGCCCUGCCUCGUGCUGUUAAAAAGGGAGUCUUGUUGGGAAGCAUUUUUAUCCCUGUUCUGUCUGGCUGCUCAUGGCUGUCUCAAGUCACCUCUUGGCUGUGUUAUAUCACUUCUUAUUUUGAAUGGCUGUUGAUGAAGAAAACUUUGUUGGUUGAUUGAUUGCUGUUGAAAAGCUUGUAGUAGAAGCUGUUAGAGGCCAGCUUUUGUUUCUGUUAGAGGGUUACUGAUACAAAGUGCCAGUGGUGCAGGAAAUAACCACAGGGAUGACCUAAGAAAUUAAUUGUUUGAGUGCCAUGAGGAACACAUAAAAGACAAGAUACAAAUUAGUCACACAAAGGAUGUUACAAAAUGUUCUCAAGACAAAAUGUGGCAUUACGACGAAAGGAGAGGAGGAGGAGGAAGAAGAAGAUGAAGAAGAAGACGCUGUUAAGAAAGUGUUGCUGUGAUCACGGACACACGAAAAAAAAAGAAUGUUUCGGAGAAUUACGAAUCUCCAGCGGCGUGCAGAGAGAGGAAGACAGUGCUUUGUUGAUAAGGGUGAAACGAGUAUGUAUGUUAAUGUGACUUACAGACGAAGAACACUGGUGAUCUCGCCAACUCUGAGCAACGAUUUAGUGGAGAUGAAAGAAAACGGAGGCAGGGAGGAGUACAAAAAAACAACACACACACGUACACAGUCUUUCCUUUGUAUGUACGUAUAACUCUCCUGUGAGGGGUGUACAUGUGUGCGCAUCUCAGUACCUCCUAAUGUACGUACACACUUGGUUCGCUCGGUUCGCGGCAAAAUGGUUCAACAGAAAGUGGUUAUGAUGUUUGUGGUGGAGAAUUAUUAUUGUUUUGCUCAGGUACUGGGUAAUGCUAAUGGCCUGUAUGUGUGUGUUUGUUUGUGUGUGUGUGUGUGUGUGUGUGUGUGUGUGUGUGUGUGUGUGUGUGUGUGUGUGUGUGUCGCACUCAAGAAGGGCCGACGAAUUCUUACUCAGUCACAUUCAGGAAAGGAGAAACAGAAAAUGGAAGGAAACAAUGAAACGUGUGAUUGAUUUUAUUUUAAGUGUUUUUGUUUUUUUAUCUUGUUAUUUUGUUGUUUUUUUAGAUUUAUUUUUUAAGGAUUUUUUUUUUUUUUUUUUUUUUUUCUUUUUUAAGUUUUGAAAAAUGUCUGUGUGUGUUUGCAAAUUUUAAGCAUCUUUCCCAUUCCUAAGUUUCCUGUCAUUGUUUUAUUAUUCAUUGUCUCCAUUAUUAUUACUUUUAUUAUUAUUACUUUAUUUGCUUCUCUCUACCUCCACUUCCUCCUUCCUUCAUUCUUCUGUACCUUUCUCUCUCUCUCUCUCUCUCUCUCUCUCUCUCUCUCUCUCUCUCUCUCUCUCUCUCUCUCUCUCUCUCUCUCUCUCUCUCUCUCUCUCUCUCUCUCUCUCUCUCUCUCUCUCUCUCUCUCUCUCUCUCUCCUUGUUUUCCUCCAUGCCUCCAUUCCUCCAUCUUUUCUUCAUUUUCUCCCUUCUUCCUCUCAAUUUUUCCCUCCAUCCUUUCCUCACUUCAUCUCUCUCUCUCUCUCUCUCUCUCUCUCUCUCUCUCUCUCUCUCUCUCUCUCUCUCUCUCUCUCUCUCUCUCUCUCUCUCUCUCUCUCUCUCUCUCUCUCUCUCUCUCUCUCUCUCUCUCUCUCUCUCUCUCUCUCUCUCUCUCUCUCUCUCUGCAUUCUUUCAUAUACAUCAAGGAGGAAGAAUAUUAAAUGUGUAUAUUCUAAAUCUCUUUAUUUUGUAUAGCAGAGUGUAUGCUUAGUUGUGUAUACGUAGAGUAUGUGCCAUAUAUAUGUGUGUAUCUCUCUCUCUCUCUCUCUCUCUCUCUCUCUCUCUUCUCUCUCUCUCUCUCUCUCUCUCUCUCUCUCUCUCUCUCUCUCUCUCUCUCUCUCUCUCUGUGUGUGUGUGUGUGUGUGUGUGUGUGAAAGUAAAUUGCAGUGAAUGUGGGAAGAAGAAAGAAAAAGAACCAAUUAUUGAUGUAGAAAGAGUAAUGAAUUAUGGGAACAGGAAGGAAGAGUGGGAAAAAAAUAUAUAGUAACAUUAACAAAACAAAAUAAACCUCUCACUUGUUAUGAUACAAAAAAAAUGCAUGUUAUUAUUAUUAUUAUUAUUAUUAUUAUUAUUAUUAUUAUUAUUAUUAUUAUUAUUACCGUAACUGAUAUUCUCAGUCUAACGUAUGCUUGUGAUGGUAACUGGUGAAGGUGGUGGUGGUGGUGGUGGUAACAGUGCAAAGUUCAGAGGAGGAACAAAGAGAGAAAAAAAGAUUUAAAGUUUUGUAUAUAUAAAAUGUUAACGGUUUUUUUUUUAGAAUCUUAAGGGCAUUAGAUGAGGCAGACAGAAAACAAAAACAAACAAAAAAAAACAUUGAAAACUUACCAAAAUGCCAAAUAUGUAUGUGUGAAUGUGUAAAUAAACGUGUGUGCGUAUAUGUGUGAGUGUGUGUGUGUUUGCGCGCGCCUGUAUGUGUGUGGGCGGGCAGUCACGCGCACAACAGCUCAGUUAGGUGCGUUGAUAAGAGUGUGGUAGCCUAGGAGUCGCCACCAGUUAUAGGUAGUGUGUAGUGGUGGUGAUGACUUGUUAUACUUACUACUAAUUGCAAUGCACUCUCGUGAUUUGUGUGAGGGUGGUGGUGGUGGUGGUGAUGUGCGUGUGUGUGCGUGUUUAUCUCACAUUUCUUCCUUUUGUGUAACUUCCAUUAUUUCUUCGUUUCUUUCGUUUUUUUUUUUUUUUCCUUCCUUUCCAUAGAGAACAGUUCCUAUUUAUUCUCCUUCCUUCCUUUUCAUAACCACAUCGUCAUUUCUUCCUUCCUUUCUUGUUUCCUCCUCCAUUCCUGUACAGAACACAUCAAUUCUUCUUUCUUCCUACCUCCCUUCCUUCCUCCCUUCUUUAUUUUCUUUUCAUUCCUAUACAAAACAUUUCAUUUCACAUUCCUUUCUUCCUUCUACUCCUCUUGCUCCUCCUCUUCCUCUAGACAUCCCACCGCCACCACCACCACCGCCGCCGCCUCCUUCAGAAUGAAUGUAAAGAAAACUGAAUAUUUGUAGGCAAUGAGAAAUGUUGAGAUGGAAAAACAUUUAUACCACAGUUUUAAAUGUUCCCUUUCUUGUUGUAUUACUAACGUACAUACAGACACAGUAGGUAUAUACACACUCACACACAUACGUGCAAACAUACACACAUACAUACAUACAUAUACACACGUAUGCAAUAUCCCCUCUUUCAUGUAUUUUCUAUGUACUUAAAAUAGAAGAAAAAUUACAAAAAUAUAUAUAUAUAAGAAUUCACAUGUACUAUAUUUGUUAUUUGUAAAAGGAACAUUGCAACACUCAGUCCUCCUCCUCCUCCUCCUCUUCCUUAUGUAGUAUGGUAGUAUAUUGUUCACAUACAGGUUAGUCCUCCUUCUCCUCUUCCUCCGGUUCUUCUUCUUCUUCUUCUUCUUCUUCUUCUUCUUCUUCUUCUUCUUCUUCUUCUUCUUCUUCUUCCUUCUCCUCCCCCUUUUUUUUUAUUUAUUUAUUUAUUUAUUUUUUUUUUUAGUUUGUACAAGAUUUUUAGUGUGUCGGUCCGUUCUUUAUUUAUACAUAGUGCCAUUACUACUACUACUACUACUACUACUACUACUACUACUAUUUUUUCAUCCACUACCAACAAUAAUAAUUCUACUACUACUACUACUACUACUACCAACUUGACUAGUACUCCUAGCUCCCCUAGUACUGCCUCUAGCUCCACCACCAACACUACUACUACUACUACUAAUACUACUACUACCAAUGCUGCUUCUCUCCAUCUCUUAUCAUCACCACCACCAUCCCUCCUCCCCCUCAUCCUCCUGUUCUUCUACUACUACUACUACUACUACUACUGCCCGGUAUAUUCCUUGCCCCAGUAAGGAAAGAAAUAUUACAUUACGUUUGUACAAUUUGGGAUCUCGACGCAGAGUUUUUUGGUUGAUUAAUUUACGUGAAGGCAGUUAGGUUUAUUUUGUGUCUCAGACGAUAAUCUUACGUACGCUUUUACUUUAGCAACUGUAGAAACGUGUUAGGUAAUAUAAUUGUAUUCUUAUUUAUUGCUUUUAUUGACUUUUUUAUAUCGCGGGUUCUUUGCUGGUUAUCCAAGUGGCUAUUAUUGUUAUUAUCAUUAUCAGCGUUUGUCUUGACGUUUUUUUACUCAAGCUUAUUUGUUUAUUUUUUUUAUUUAUUUACUUAUUUAUUUAUAUAUUUAUUUUAUUUUAUUUUUUAUUUAUUUUAUUUAUUUAUUUUUUUUUUUUCGAGAGGGUUUGAGAAGCGUAAUGUGUGGUUUUGUGUUUAUUCAGUUUCGUUUCUUUCGUACACUCAUUUAGAGGUAAGAUUAUUAUUAUUAUUUUUUUUUAAGGAAAUAAGAAAAAAAUAGGAUUAAAAAAAUGUUUAGUUCAUAUUUCCAUUUCUGUUUGUUCCGUUCACUUAAUUAAACGAUUUUUUUUUUUUUUAAGGAAAAUUUGAAGGAGCUAAUUUUAUUUUUUUUUUCUUUUGCAUCGCCGUCAUGGAAUCUAUUAUUAUUUUUUUUUCGGGAGCUUUUUUUUGUACAUUGUGCUGCUUCGUUUGUUUGUCUCCAUCGUGAUUAUUUAUGUGUUCGUACGUACGUUUGUUUGUCUGUUUGUUUGAGUUAUGGUGGCGCUUGGAAUGCUUGGAUGUAUCGUUUGUUUUGUUAGAAUUGCUUGGUGGUGUUUGUGCUUCUUAUAUUGUUAUUAUUAUUAUUAUUAUUAUUAUUAUUAUUAUUAUUAUUAUUAUUAUUAUUAUUGACUGCGUUAUACGUCUCCUAUUUUUAUCGUUUUUCAUUAUUUUUGAGAAGCAAGGGUGGUGGUUUUGCAUUAUUAUUAUUAUUAUUAUUAUUAUUAUUAUUAUUAUUAUUAUUAUUAUUAUUAUUAUUAAUCACUUAGUCACAGGCUGCCAUGUAGUACAAUUAAGUGCAUAAGUUAUUAAUUAUUGUCUUUAUGACUCUCUCUCUCUCUCUCUCUCUCUCUCUCUCUCUCUCUCUCUCUCUCUCUCUCUCUCUCUCUCUCUCUCUCUCUCGCUUGUAGGCAAAUGGAUUUCCUCUGGAAUUUUUUCUAAAUAUUCUGUAGUUUUUUGCCAUAAAGGCUGAAAUUUUAGACUA